This is a messenger RNA of Strongylocentrotus purpuratus (purple sea urchin), 1491 nucleotides long. RefSeq names its product cytochrome P450 2J5-like. Gene Ontology annotation, biological process: xenobiotic metabolic process. The transcript is spliced from 6 exons. Gene Ontology annotation, molecular function: iron ion binding; heme binding; oxidoreductase activity, acting on paired donors, with incorporation or reduction of molecular oxygen, reduced flavin or flavoprotein as one donor, and incorporation of one atom of oxygen. Gene Ontology annotation, cellular component: cytoplasm; intracellular membrane-bounded organelle. Bases 19 to 1491 code for a protein of 490 amino acids. NCBI's taxonomy places the organism in Eukaryota, Metazoa, Echinodermata, Echinoidea, Camarodonta, Strongylocentrotidae. The record is from RefSeq and is a predicted model, not a curated record.
AUACUGUAGAAAACAACGAUGAUUACCGAGUUGAUAACGACGUCGUAUCUAACUACGACAGUCCUGACGUGCAUCGUGGGAUACCUCGUAGUCCAACUGCUGCGUCGCAAACGAUACAAGCUUCCACCUGGUCCAAAAGGUUGGCCCAUCAUCGGGUCCUACCUGACGCUAACAUCGGGAAAGUAUGAACUGCGGGACCUCCUAAACAUGUGGGCCAAGGAGUACGGGGACCUUUACAUGUUCAGCAUGUUCGGCUCGCGGUUUGUCAUCCUGAACAGCUACGAUCUCGUCCACGAGGCGUUUCAGAGUCCCGACUUCAACGAUCGUGCUCCUAUUCUACCGUGCAACAAAGCUCUGAACAGAUCUAAUACAGAACUCAACCUUCUCUUUAAUCUCAAGUGUGAAUUGAGUAUCAUUCACAACAGCAACUUUGAGGAUCUGGUGGCAGCCGAAGCGGCAAAACUCAUCAAAAAUUUCGCCAGUCAGGAGGGUACCUUCUUCAAUCCGAUUACAGACAUCUACGUCACAGUCUCAAACGUCAUCACCGGAAUCCUGACGGGAAAGACGUAUGACUACAACGACGAGGAGUUCGUCGAGUUGACCAAGAGGGCCCAGCAGGUCUUCGAAUGGAUGGGUCCUGGAUCGUUCUUCUACCACGUCCCGGUCCUGGCCUACAUGCCGAUGGAGAAUAACAAGAUGGGAGAUGCGGCUGUCAAGGGUAUGUUCGACUUCCUGGAGAAGAUCCUGAAGCGGCAUCGCCAGGCGUAUAACCCUGAGGAUGAGCCGAAAGAUUUGAUAGAGGCAUUCAUGCAUGAAGAGGCGAAUAAGAAAGCACAGAACGUUGAUGUCGGGUCCUUCACUCACCAAUGCCUCAAGCAGGUCGUAUGGGAUUUGAUGUUGGGAGGCAUCGAAACGGUUUCCACCAGCCUCUCAUGGUACUUCCUCUUCAUGGCUCAAUACCCAGACGUACAGGCCAAAGUGCAAGCUGAGCUCGAUAAGGUGAUCGGGCGAGAUCGUCUCCCGUCUCUAUCUGACCGCCAAAAUCUCCCGUUCACGGAAUCGACCAGUGUAGAGUGUUACCGCUUCUGCCGCCUGAUCAACGUCCAAAUCCCACAUCGAACGCGUUGCGACGUAAAACUUGGAGGCUACGACAUCCCGAAAGGAACGAACGUCGGUACGAAUGCAAGCUGGCUCUCCUCAUCGCCCUCGCUUUGGGAGAAUUCUGAAGAGUUCGUCCCAGAUAGGUUCAUCGACAAGGAGACGGGCCUGUACAAUAGCAAACUGGAAGCUGGGCUGGUUGAAUUCGGUGUCGGUCGAAGGGUGUGUCCAGGUGAACAAUUGGCUCGUACAGAACUCUUUGUGAUCUUCACUCAUAUCCUGCAUCGUUUCACCCUGCGACUCCCUGAGGGUACGCCCAUCACCCGGAAUGGCAUCAACGGUCUCACCCAUCAUCCCAAGCCUUACAAAAUCACUGCAGCUCCUCGACGUUAA